AUGGAGGAGGAAGAGGUGCCGGCGGCCGAGGCCGAGCCCGGGGAUGGGGAUGCGGAGCCCGGGGCCGUGGCGCUGCCGGAGAGGGCGCCUGAGGCUGCUUUGGCCGACGCCAGCCCGGAAGAGGCCUCGCCGCCCGAGUGGGGAGCGGAGGAGGCGCCGGCGGCGGGCGAGGAGGCCUCCCCGGGGGCCGAGGGAGCUGGCGAGAGUCCUCCGCUAGGAGUGGCGGGCUCCGCUAGCGCAGAGCGGGCGGCGGCCGAGGAGGAGGGCCCGGGCGAGGCGUCGCUGUCGGAGGGGCUGCUGCCCACCAGCGCCAGCUUCGAGGAGGGCGAGCCAUCGGAGCCGCCGCCGCUGCAGGUGAGCGAGCAGCUGAGCCGCCGCCUGAGCGCGCACCUGCGGGAGCUGGAGGCGCUGAGCGCCCACGAGGGCUUGGAGCCCGGCGGCAGCCCGGACGAGCUGCUGCGGCGCGAGGAGAGCGAGGACGACCUGGAGGCGCGCCUGGCCGAGGAGCAGCGGCAGAGGGCCGAGCUGGUGGAGCAGUACCGGCAGCUGGGGGCCGAACGGACUCGCCUCCGCCACUACAGCACCAAGCUGCAAGGCAGGCUGGCCGAGGCGCUCAACAAGGCCAAGGGCAAAGAGCGCGCCCGGGCCGAGCUCGAGCAGCACAUCUCCGACAAGGAGCAGCGCUACAACCGCUACCUAGCCAUGCUGCAGGAGCUGCGGAGCCAGCAGCAGGAGGAGCUGGCCUGGUACCAGCAGCAGAUGGACGCCCUCCAGCAGACUUGCGAGGAGAAGCUGGCCAAGGUCAACAGGCAGUGGAAGACCUAUCAGGCUGCCAAGAAGGAGGUGGCCGUCUAUACCAUGGGGCGGCGCCUGGGGGGCAAGCAGGCAGCCAUCCGCCAGGUGGACCAGAUACAGUGUAGAGAGGAGAGCAAGGAAAAGGAGAUGACGGAGGUUCGUCUGGAAAAUAUAAAGUUGAAACACAGGAUUUCUAAGCUUGAUGCAAACUUAAAAGCUCAAGAGGAGUUGGCAGAAGGUCUGCAUUUAAUAGAUUUCGAACAGCUGAAGAUAGAGAACCAGACCUACAAUGAAAAGAUCGAAGAACGCAAUGAGGAACUUCUGAAACUCCGGAGAAAGAUUACCAACACAGUGCAAGUCCUGACUCAAGUAAAGGAAAAAUUGCAGUUUGUGGAAGCUGAGAAUUACGGCCAAAAGGCUCAGCUGAUGGCAGUGGAGGCUCUAGUAGCCCAAAGAAGAGAUAUCUUAACCAAGACAAAACAGGCAAGGGAUAGGUUGCGAAUGGAUAAUGAAAAGCUUCACCAGAAAUGUGGCUUGCUUGGAGAUAAAGUACUGUUGAGGGAUUUUGAGGAGAAAGUGAAUGCUGCGGAGGUCAUGAAGGAGAGGCUGGAAGUACUGAAACUUCAGCAUGCUGGACUUGCCCUUACUUGUGCGGGAGUUAAGAAGAAAAUCAGAGGAAUAAAAUCUUUUCUACCAAUCUAAACAACUUUGUUCAGUGUUAAAAAUGUUGUGUGAACAAAGGGUAUUAAAUAUUUACAGUAUUUUUAUUCUGCCA
Molecule: messenger RNA, 1570 nt
Organism: Heteronotia binoei (common prickly gecko)
Lineage: Eukaryota; Metazoa; Chordata; Lepidosauria; Squamata; Gekkonidae
Gene: CFAP184
Product: coiled-coil domain containing 96
Exons: 2
Coding region: 1-1497 (498 amino acids)
Biological process (GO): cilium assembly
Cellular component (GO): ciliary basal body; axoneme
Source: RefSeq, a predicted model, not a curated record